Maudiozyma barnettii is the source of this 822-nucleotide messenger RNA. It is a transcript of the gene PET130, whose product is annotated as Pet130p. The transcript has a single exon. Bases 1 to 822 code for a protein of 273 amino acids. NCBI's taxonomy places the organism in Eukaryota, Fungi, Ascomycota, Saccharomycetes, Saccharomycetales, Saccharomycetaceae. The record is from RefSeq and is a predicted model, not a curated record.
AUGAGUCUUGUUCUUAGAGGUUCAUUUCCGUCAAAGAUUUAUCACUCAAAAUGUCUUCCAGUUAUGAUAAAGCCUAAUCCUACAGAGACACCCAAGGGCAUCUAUGGACCAGUUUUAAAACUCAAGAAUCUCUAUAGAAUGCAUGAUAAAAGAGCAGAUGUAUUCUACGGCGAGUUUAUCUCACUAAAAUUCUACCCAGCGGCUCAUUUUGUUUCUUUAUUUAGGAAGACUAGCCCAGCAUUCACAGUGAAAAGUAUGAUGAGCAAAUCAUUUUUAGAUACGUCUGGAUCAUAUAUUAAUACAUAUUAUGCGAAAAAGAAAUCGACAAUUCCAUCGAAUUAUGCAGUCUGGAGACGAAAGGUGAAGCUAUUAGUUCAGGAUCCAUUUUUUGAAGAAUGGACCAGUUUAGAGGGCCAAAAAGGUGUGGAACAGUCCGCUAGUGUCAACCAAGAAGACAGUCCCCCUUUAGUUGAGACUUAUAAUAGUACAACACCAAGAGGAAUAGCGAAGGAUGGGUUUUAUGAGUUUUUUGUACAAAAAUAUCCAAACAAUGAAAAAGAUAAUAUAGCAUUACAAAAUGAAGUACGAAGAGCUGUCGGAGUUGUCGCCAAUUUAGAUUGGGGUAGGUUUUUGAAUGAGAAACUGCCUGCUUUGAAAAUUAAUCCCAAGUAUAUACAUAAAGUCGUCUUCAAAAAGAGAACGCCUGAAACCUGGGUGGAGAAAGCAAAUAAGAAAUUAAACAUUGGUCUCCUAAACCGAUAUUUGGCUAAUUCAGAUAUUCCGUUAAAAUUAAUUAAAUUAAAGAAGAAGAAAUCUACUUAA